Molecule: messenger RNA, 2026 nt
Organism: Macadamia integrifolia
Lineage: Eukaryota; Viridiplantae; Streptophyta; Magnoliopsida; Proteales; Proteaceae
Product: LEAF RUST 10 DISEASE-RESISTANCE LOCUS RECEPTOR-LIKE PROTEIN KINASE-like 2.7
Exons: 3
Coding region: 52-1980 (642 amino acids)
Biological process (GO): protein phosphorylation
Molecular function (GO): protein kinase activity; polysaccharide binding; ATP binding
Source: RefSeq, a predicted model, not a curated record
CUCCUUCCUGGUUCCUCUUGUUCUUAACCUCUCUCUUCCCUGUAUUCUUCGAUGCCUUCUUCCCAAAUGAGUUACUCCUUCAGGUACAGCAACCCCUUCCCUGUAUUGAUCAAGAUCAACACCAAUCUCCUCCUCCUCCUCCUCCUCCUCCUCCUCCUCACUGCCAUAAUCCAAGAAACCAAAUCAGAGGACCCAAAAUUCGAAGCUUGCAAACCUCAGAGCUGCGGCCAUGGUCCUAACAUAAGUUACCCUUUCUGGAUUCCUCUCCUCCAAAAGAGCUACUGUGGAAACCCAGAUUACAAUGUAUCCUGCUUGAACGAGGAACCAACCAUUUUGAUUUCCAACGACAACUACCUCAUCAAAGACAUCUACAAUAACAACUCGCUUCUGGUGAUGAACAAGAAAGCAGAGUCCACUAAUUGCUCUGUUCCUCUGCACAGUUUUACACUCAAAGAUACUCCUUUUGAGUUCAACCACAAACCCCUCAAUCUCUUCUUCUUCUAUAACUGCACAAGAUCCAUCCCCUUAGAAUCUCAAUCAUUUCCUGUUAAUUGUGAUAUCAAUAUUACUGGGAACCACUCGUUCGCCAUUUUUGAACAGGAUUUGAGAUCCCUGAAUCUGAAUUUUUCUCUCCAGCGAUGCAAGUCGACUGUGAGUGCUCCCAUAGACAUGAAUAGUACGAAUUUGGGGGAUUUUAAAGAGAUGAACUACUCGAGUUUGUUACGUAGAGGGUUUCUAUUGAAAUGGAAUGAGAGUAGUAAUUGCAGUGAGUGCCAAGCAAGCGGUGGCCGCUGUGGAUUUGAAAAUAAAGAGUUCUGGUGCUUCUGCCCCGAUAAACCCCGUCGGCAAAGCUGCACAGCUGGGAGCAGUAUUCCAAUUUGGGAACUCUUUGUUAUACUAGUUAUUGUACUGAACUUCAUAUUUGCGGUUAUAUUACUGGCAAUUCGUAUGAUAAGAAAGUUUUCAUCAAAUAGAUUGAUGUCAUUAUGGAAGAGCAGAACAAGAAACACUCAAAAUGUCGAGGCUUUUCUUAGGAAUAAUGGAUCCCUUGCACCCAAAAGGUAUAGUUACUCAGACAUUAAGAACAUGACAAAUUCAUUUAAAGAAAAAGUGGGCCAAGGUGGCUACGGUGGCGUAUUCAAAGGGAAGUUGCCCGAUGGUCGUUUGGUUGCAGUGAAAGUCCUAAAUAACUCUAAAGGUGAUGGGGAAGAUUUUAUUAACGAAGUUGCAAGCAUUAGUAGGACUUCUCAUGUUAAUAUUGUCACUUUUCUGGGAUUUUGUUGUGAUGACUCCAAAAGAGCACUUAUAUAUGAGUUCAUGUCAAAUGGAUCUCUUGAAAAGUUCAUCUAUAUGAAGAGACCAUCGAAAACAUGCACUCAUCUUGAUUGGUACAAACUACAUCAAAUUGCAGUUGGCAUUGCUCAGGGAUUGCAGUAUUUACAUGGUGGUUGCAAUACUCGUAUUCUACAUUUAGACAUUAAACCUCAUAACAUUCUUUUAGAUGAAGACUUUUGUCCAAAGAUAUCCGACUUUGGUCUUGCUAAACUAUGUUCUAGAAAAGAUAGCAUCAUAUCAAUGGCUGCUGCUAGAGGGACAGUAGGAUAUAUUGCACCGGAAGUGUUCUCGCGGAACUUUGGAGCAAUUUCACAUAAGUCGGAUGUCUAUAGCUAUGGAAUGAUGGUAUUAGAAAUGGUUGGAGGACGAAGGAACUUCGAUAUGGGAUAUGAUCACACUAGUGAAAUUUAUUUUCCGCAUUGGAUAUAUAAGCAUUUUGGAGAAGGUGAGCAUUUACAUUUAGACAUGGUUAUGAGGGAAGAGGAAGAAGAAAUGGCAAGAAAGAUGGUUUUAGUGGGUUUAUGGUGCAUACAAUUGGAUCUAGUAAAUCGACCAUCAAUGAGCAUAGUGGUGGAUAUGUUAAAAGGAAACCUUGAAUCUUUGCCAAUUCCUCCCAAACCUUUCUUAUCUUCUCCUUCCAGAUAAAAUUUAAUAGAUCAAUAUUUUUGUCAAGAUAUAGAUAACAUUCACU